AUGGCUCGGCCCGUCGACCAAUCUCGCUGGAACCAGGACCGUAUCUACUACGGGUACCAUUCAGUAGAUCCCUCGCCCUUAGUCGCCCUCCCCCAGCUUGACUCUGAUCUUAGUUGGGGAUCACCUACCGAUAGGGUGCAUCCUUGGGCAUGCCAUCACCCCGACUGUCUCUCUUGCCGCGCCAUGUCAGCUAGCGCCGCCAGUCCGGUUACCGGCCCGAACCUCGCAGACCCGGACCAUUCAGAUGCGAUCGCCACCUCCGCCACCCAUCAGCCUUCGGUGGAAGGCAGCGUCCACCAGGAACAGAAGUCCCAGCCUCAAAACAAGAAGAAAAAUACCAGACAAGCCCCAGAGUACGGCACUUUCCCGUAA
Molecule: messenger RNA, 372 nt
Organism: Aspergillus glaucus CBS 516.65
Lineage: Eukaryota; Fungi; Ascomycota; Eurotiomycetes; Eurotiales; Aspergillaceae
Exons: 1
Coding region: 1-372 (123 amino acids)
Source: RefSeq, a predicted model, not a curated record